Callorhinchus milii (elephant shark) is the source of this 2232-nucleotide messenger RNA. RefSeq names its product X-ray repair complementing defective repair in Chinese hamster cells 6 (gene xrcc6). The record is from RefSeq and is a predicted model, not a curated record. Gene Ontology annotation, molecular function: damaged DNA binding; telomeric repeat DNA binding; DNA helicase activity. Lineage: Eukaryota; Metazoa; Chordata; Chondrichthyes; Chimaeriformes; Callorhinchidae. Bases 158 to 1987 code for a protein of 609 amino acids. Gene Ontology annotation, biological process: double-strand break repair via nonhomologous end joining; cellular response to X-ray; cellular response to gamma radiation. Gene Ontology annotation, cellular component: nucleus; Ku70:Ku80 complex. The transcript has 13 exons.
GCCCCCUGCCGCCCCUGCCCGAGACCCGGGGCGGCGGUUGGUGCUGAGGCGGGAAGCGGCGACGGUUCGGCGGCUCCGCUUUCACUGCGCGGUUACCGUUACCUUUCGCUGCGGCGAGUUGUCACUGGGCAGACGGGCAGCGACAGCAGGACCACGCAUGGCGGACUGGCAGUCCCACUACCCUAACGAUGAUGGGGAGAAUCCCGAAGAGGAUGAGGAGAACGAAGUGGAGACUAAGUAUGCUGGGAGGGACAGCUUAAUAUUCCUGGUCGAUGCCUCGGAAGCCAUGUUUGCAGCUGAUGGCAAUGACAUUUCGCCAUUUGAAAUGACGAUUCAGUGUAUUCGCAGUGUUUACACCAGUAAGAUUAUCAGCAGUGACCGGGAUCUCCUGGCUGUGGUUUUCUUCGGGACUGGGACACACAAGAACUCCGGCGAUUUCAAGCAUAUUUAUGUGCUCCAUGAUCUGGACACUCCAGGCGCGAAGCGAGUGCUGGAACUGGACAAGUACAAAGAGGAGACCGGGCGGAGGCAUUUCAGGGAGGAGCUGGGACAGAGCUCUGACGUCUCGCUGGGUGAAGCUCUGUGGGUUUGCUCCAACCUCUUCAGCGACGUCAAGCUCAAGCUGAGCCACAAGCGGGUCAUGCUGUUCACCAACAACGACGACCCCCACGCCAACGACAGCGCCAAGGCCCGCACCGCCCGUACCAAGGCUUCGGACCUCCAAGAGACGGGUAUCAUCCUAGACCUGCUACACCUGAGGAAACCAGGUGGGUUUGACAUCUCCAUCUUUUACCGGGAUAUCAUCAACACGGCAGACGGGGAAGACCUGAGCUUGCGGUUCGAAGAGUCGGGCAAGGUGGAUGACUUGCUGCGUAAAGUCCGGGCCAAGGACUUCAAGAAGAAAGCAAUGAGCAGGCUGAACCUGAAGCUCGGGGAUGGCUUGGAGCUGUCAGUGGGAGUGUUCCUCCUGAUCCGCAGUGUCACCAAGCCCUGGGCCGUCCGCCUCUCCCGAGAGAGCAACGAGCAGGUCAAAACCAAGACUCGCUGGUUCAACAGGGAGACGGGGAGCCUGCUGCUGCCCAGCAACACCAAGAGAGCUCAGAUAUAUGGAAGCCGCCAGAUCACUAUGGAGAAAGAAGAAACGGAAGAGCUGAGGAAGUUUGACGAGCCUGGCUUGCAGCUGGUGGGGUUUAAGCCCCUGUCCCUCCUGAAGAGACAUCACCACAUCAGGCCAGCUCAGUUCAUGUACCCCGAGGAGUCGAUCAUCACAGGAAGUACAAUACUGUUCGGGGCUUUACUUACCAAGUGCCUGGACAGGGAGGUGUACAUGCUGUGUCGCUACACAAACCGCAGGAACACCCCUCCACGAUUCGUGGCCUUAGUCCCUCAGCGAGAGGAGGUGGACGAACAGAAGAUACAGACGAUGCCGUCAGGGUUCCACCUGGUUUUCCUGCCAUUUGCCGAUGAUAUCAGGAAGGUGAACUACCCGGAGAAGGUCGUGGCAAAUCAGGAUCAGGUCGAUAAGGUGAAAGCGGUGAUACACAAACUCCGCUUCAAAUACAGGGCUGAGAGCUUCGAGAACCCAGCAAUCCAGCAACAUUUCCGCAACCUGGAAGCCCUGGCACUCGAUCUGCCCGAACCAGAGACCACGGAGGAUGUGACAUUGCCAAAGAACGACAUGAUAAACAAGAGGAUGGGGCAGCUAGCGGAGGAGUUCAAUGAGCUGGUCUAUCCUCCUGGCUAUAACCCUGAGGCUGGAGCCACAUACAAGCGCAAAGCAGGUGACGCGGGCAGGACGGGGGACAAGAGGCCGAAGGCGGAGGUGGUGUCUCUGAGCGAGGAGGAGGUCAGACAGCACGUGAGGAAGGACUCGCUGGGCAAGCUGACAGUGCCCGUGCUGAAGGAGGUGUGCAGGCAGUACGGCCUGAAGACUGGCAAGAAACAGGAGCUGAUGGAUGCCAUCAGCGCCCACUUCACCGCUAACUGAGGUGGUACAAGCUAAGGGGAUCGACCCGGGUUGAGGGAGGGAGGGAGGCGCGGAGGCCGAACCUUGUUGACUUGCAGCUGAGCCCCGUCUCGGAGACCCUUCCGCAGUUGCUGAGCUAAACACGGGACAGCGUGAUAGACCACCUACGUCCAGCGCGGCGGAGCGGAGUGGGGUGGAGUGGACUGCGGUGUCGGUGUCGAUGAAAUUCAUCCCAGUUACUUUAUAAUAAAAUAAAAUCUCCCACC